Colletotrichum orchidophilum is the source of this 318-nucleotide messenger RNA. RefSeq lists its product as uncharacterized. NCBI's taxonomy places the organism in Eukaryota, Fungi, Ascomycota, Sordariomycetes, Glomerellales, Glomerellaceae. The transcript has 2 exons. The record is from RefSeq and is a predicted model, not a curated record. The coding region runs from base 1 to 318 and encodes 105 amino acids.
AUGCCGACCGUUAUCCAAACGCACGACGAAGUUGAUUUAGUCCAAAUAUCCAUCUCCGACACCAACAAACACACCAUCGUGACCUGCCAAAACGGCUUCGUGUACAUGAUCCUCCGCGCCGAGCAGCAACACCUACACCUCGACCUGCGACCCGAAAAUAUCUGGCUGACCGUGCUCGCCCAGUUCAGCUUCUUUCCCAGCGGGGGUUGUUCACGCGUCAGCAUUGCGCGACCUCUUGUCGGCCAUAACGGCCAGUACGAUCUCGUCAUCUUCGUCAAAGGCAGGUCGAACAUCGACAACAUUGACGUGGCAUUUUAA